AUAUGUUGAUGUCAGAGGAAAAUUUCUCCAGCCAAAACGAAAAAGUUCUUCGCAAUAUUCUUAUGUCGUGUCGGAAAAAUCGGUGAAAAAUGAUUUAAUUUGUGCAUAUAGUUUAGUGCUCUAUAUGUGAACUCGUUCACUGAAGUGAACAUCGUUCGAAUCGACUGAAUUUUAUUGUAUUUCUUAGGAAAUUUCGAUAAUAUUCAACCCUAUAGUUGGGGCACUGAUUUCUGGAAGCUUUCUUGGCCCCUCGGUGAAGGAACCUUUUCAUCGCUGUGCGGAAGAUCGUGGUAGUGCUGGUGACUAGUCCAGCUAGAUAAACUAACGGGAAUAUACAGCUGGAGAAGAAUCUAAUGACUGAUGUAAAACAGUUUGGUUAACUGCGCCUUUCUAGAAGUUUUGAUUUGUUUACAUAUCGCGAUACAAAUUAAUUUACUCGGCCACUCGAAGGGAUUCCGAAAAACAGCAACAAAGAAUACAAGAAAAUGAAUUUACAAAGGCGCCGUUGUUCGUCGCUUGCCGGUUUUCUGCUAGCAGUUGUCGUCCUUUGCAGUCCAGCGGAUGGAUUUUAUCUGCCUGGGUUGGCGCCCGUAAAUUACUGCCGGCAGUCGGAGAUGCAGAAAUCGUGCAAGUCCGAGGUGGUAUUAUAUGUCAACCGUCUAAAUACCGAAGAAUCAGUCAUCCCUUACGAGUAUCAUCACUUUGAUUUCUGCCCGAUCGAUGAAGCAAAUUCGCCGGUGGAAAAUCUCGGACAGGUAGUGUUCGGUGAACGUAUCCGUCCUGGCCCAUAUAAGAUCGAAUUCCUAAAAGAAGCGGCGUGCGAGAAGGCCUGCACCCGACAGUACGUUGGCGGCGAUCCAGAAAGUGAUCGUCGGCUGAUGAUCCUAAAGAAGGGGAUGAGUUUGAACUAUCAGCACCAUUGGAUAGUAGACAAUAUGCCCGUCACGUGGUGUUAUCCAUUGGACAACGAUCGCCAGUACUGCAGCACGGGCUUCCCCAUGGGCUGUUUGGUAAGAAGGCACCCGGAUGGAGAUGAUGGCUGCAUGGUUAAUCCAAGCUACAAUCGAGCUGGAUAUUACUAUCCAUUUAAUCACGUUGAUCUGACAAUCACUUAUCAUAGUGGUGCUACAGAGGAAUGGGGCGUGGCAUUCAAACAAAACGGUGGCCGAAUCAUCUCAGUCAAGGUUGUACCGUCAUCCAUUAAUCAUAAAAAUCCCGAACAACCAGACUGCACUAGCAAGGAACCGAUUGAGAUUCCAUCAACUGCUUUGCCGAAUGCACAAAAAAUGAACAUCACCUACACCUACUCCGUUCACUUCGUCCAAAACAACACCAUCAAAUGGUCCUCCCGGUGGGAUUACAUUUUGGAAUCGAUGCCCCACACAAACAUCCAAUGGUUCAGUAUCCUGAACUCGCUCGUGAUUGUGUUGUUCUUAUCCGGUAUGGUGGCCAUGAUCAUGCUUCGAACUCUGCACAAAGAUAUUGCGCGCUACAACCAGAUGGACUCGGGAGAGGAUGCCCAAGAGGAAUUCGGAUGGAAAUUGGUUCACGGUGAUGUAUUCCGGCCACCACGCAAGGGUAUGCUCCUGUCGGUGUUGCUCGGUUCCGGAGUGCAGGUGUUCUGUAUGUCGCUGGUAACGUUGGCCUUCGCCUGCCUGGGUUUCCUAUCGCCAGCCAAUCGCGGAGCACUGAUGACCUGCGCUAUGGUGCUAUUCGUGCUGCUUGGUACUCCCGCUGGAUACGUUUCGGCUCGCAUCUACAAAAGCUUCGGUGGUAUAAAGUGGAAAAGCAAUGUGCUGCUGACCUCAAUGCUAAGUCCUGGGGUUGUCUUCGGGCUCUUCUUCGUAAUGAACCUAAUCCUAUGGAGUAAGGGAAGCUCAGGAGCAGUACCAUUCUCAACUUUGAUUGCGCUGCUGGCCUUGUGGUUUGGAGUGUCUGUGCCGCUUACUUUCGUUGGUGCUUACUUCGGAUUCCGUAAGAGGUCGCUGGAGCAUCCAGUACGUACCAACCAGAUCCCGCGUCAGAUCCCGGACCAAUCGAUCUACACCCAACCGAUCCCCGGCAUCAUAAUGGGCGGCGUAUUGCCAUUCGGUUGCAUCUUCAUUCAACUGUUCUUCAUCCUGAACUCGCUCUGGUCCAGCCAGAUGUACUACAUGUUCGGUUUCCUGUUUCUGGUGUUUUUGAUUCUGGUCAUUACCUGCUCGGAGACGACCAUCCUGCUGUGCUACUUCCACCUGUGUGCUGAGGACUACCACUGGUGGUGGCGAUCGUUCCUGACGUCGGGCUUCACUGCGGUGUAUCUCUUCAUCUACUGCUGUCACUACUUUGCGACUAAAUUGCAGAUCGAGGAUGCCGCCUCGACUUUCCUGUACUUUGGCUACACACUGAUCAUGGUAUUUUUGUUCUUCUUGUUAACUGGUUCGAUAGGUUUCUUCGCUUGCUUCUGGUUCAUUCGCAAGAUCUACAGUGUCGUGAAGGUGGAUUAAAAUAUUGUAAACACGUUUGGUAGAACCAGUAGUGAGUGCAGUCAAUCUGAAAAUCCUUUUCCAAAUUCCUCCCUUCUAUGAUAUACUUUAUUCUCUAUUUUUGAGAUAAUUUAAAUCAUGCGUAUAGACGAUAAGAUUAUUAUUUAAUACUGAUGCAAAUAACUAGCGACGAAAAGUUUUGUAAACGAAUAAAACAAAGCACUUAAAGGAAUGAUUUUAAGAAAGAUAGAUUGACAAAGUGAAAAAAGAACAAUAUCGAUGGAAUGAAAAGUUCGUUAGUUUUCCUACUAAUGUGAAGAAAUCGAUAUUACUGACCAUUAUAAAACAUCUAUAAAAAUCACUAACAAGCAAUUAGCAAAAAAGUGGUUUAUACCUAGUAAUGGAUUGCGCAAAUCAAUAAAAACACAAAGAUUGAUCGGAAGAGAACAAGUGUGUGAUUAGUUCUAGUAGUAUAAUAUCAAAAAAUAAAUGCCUUCUUUUUUGUUUAAUUAUUUAACUUUACUAAGUACAGGAAGGAUAAACGCUAAUAAAAAUGUAGUGGCCGUGAAAUAAUAUCUGUUAGGAAUGUAUUAUAUUUGUAAUUGGAUGAAUUCACUGAAGAAAGUAUUACACAAUGGGCAAAACUGUAAUUCGGUUCAAUCCGAAAUAAAUGCUCAUCUUUUGUGUGAAUUAAACAAAUUGUACAGUUGAGGCAUGUUUCAUGCUUGUUCCUGGAAAAAUUUAAAUCUUUACUUAAAGUGUAUAAACUGAAACCAAAAUUACCAACAUUGUUUUCACAAAAUUUGAAGAGAUUUGAGAUAAAAGAAAAAAAAAUAUCACCGUAUCGAACGAACUAAUCUUCUGGAAGUCAAUAAACUUCUUCAGUAUGUUUAUAAAAUCAGCUGCAAAGUCGGCACAAUACCAAGGGAGAUAAGAAAUAUUGGAACCCAUGUGCCCAUCCAUAUUUGACUUUCCUUUCAAUGAUUUAGUAAUCCUAGGCAACAUCAACAAAAAAAAAUGAUGUCAUGCUUGAUUAUAACGCUAGAGAGCGUUACAAACAUAAUUUCACAAAAACAAAAGAAUAAAUUGAUGAAUUUACGGUAACUUAAAAAUAGAA
Molecule: messenger RNA, 3582 nt
Organism: Armigeres subalbatus
Lineage: Eukaryota; Metazoa; Arthropoda; Insecta; Diptera; Culicidae
Gene: TM9SF2
Product: transmembrane 9 superfamily member 2
Exons: 4
Coding region: 486-2486 (666 amino acids)
Biological process (GO): protein localization to membrane
Cellular component (GO): membrane
Source: RefSeq, a predicted model, not a curated record